CAGCCCAGUGUUGCUGGACUUUCAUCAUGCCAUCGCUACGGGUGAGAGUUGCCACCAUCAUUUGAAGCAACAAGUGAGCUCUCGCUUCGUGGGACGUAGAUAACAUGGCGAUGACCUCACCAGGUCCCAUCAUCCUUCUGAACAACACGGACUCUUGGCCGCAAGCCGAAGCGAGUAAACUACCCGAACCUUUACGGUCUGACUGGGACAGUCCUGGACAGGUGGCCAUCGCCGCUCUACUAGUCUUUCUCCUCUCCCCUCUUAUCCUCUGCACCAACUCCCUUCUCCUCUUAUCCAUAUACCGCUUUAAGCGCCUUCGCACACCGAGCAACCUUUUCCUCCUGUCCCUGUUUUCCGCCGACUUUGGCAUCGGCCUUCUUCUUCCCGUUGGUCUCUACUUUGAGUUCUCACGAUCAGCGAUCCGAUGUCCCGCUCUCUGUGUCUUCCCCUACUGUAUCCUGACUCAACUGAGCGGCGUGGGCAUGCUAAGUUCUGCCGCAGUCGCCCUGGACCGCUGCACAUCUCUGGCCCUGCCUCUGACGUACAACAACCUCAUCACACACCGCACUGCAUCCAGGACAGUGGCAUUCAUCUGGACCUAUUCCUUCGCCGUAGCCAGUGCUCCAAUGUUGUUCCUGUGCCUCCUGCCACCUUCCAGAGCGUUCUGCAGCUUCCGCAUGGUGUCGGUACCUGCUCGCGCCAUCUUAGUGUGUUCUCUUUACCUUCCGUGUCUCCUUGUCAUGGUCUCAAGUUACUGUUACGUCUACGUUGUUGCAAGAAGACACGCGAGAGCAAUCUACUCCGUCGAAGGAUCCUUGCCUCCAGAGAUCCACAGACAUUACGGAUGGACACUGGCGAUCACCGUCGGCUGUUUCGUGCUCCUUUGGACUCCAGUGACCGUUUACACAGUCGCAGACUCUGUGACGUUGAACGCUUUCGGCGGCAACACGUCAUUUUACUUAGGCUUAGCUGGACUGUCCAGCAGCUCUGUGAACCCCCUGCUGUACGGCUUCAGGAACACUGAGUUUCGCAUAGCCCUUCUUCGUAUGCUCAAGGAAUUACUGCCGCGUAUGUCGCGGGAUAUUCUUGGUGGCAGUUCCGCUGGGCUGAGGCGAAGUCAGUAUGGCACGGCGUCGACGCUGCGACCUGGAUGUGCGAGCACUACUGCUGCUCCGUUAGAAACCGAAUGCUCGGCAUGCACGCGAACAGUGGUCAUGAUGGACCUACGACCCGUGAGCUACGUCUGAUAUGGUGAAGUGCUAGGGAUGACUACGUGGUGUGGUUGAAGGGCAUUAAAGACACUGCCAGCAUGCAAGCGCAUGCUCCAAUAAUAGUGCUGGAUAUUAACGUGAACAUCAAGAAUGUGACCAUGAUCUCUUCAACGUGCGCGACACUCCAUCGUGGACAAGAGCCUGGGUCUGGGCAACGCAGAAACACAAACGCACACGAGACCCCCCAGAAUGUGGUAUUUGUCCACGAUGGAUUUCGUCCACCAGAUGGCUCUCAUUUAUGCCAUCUUUAAAAAAAAAGACAUUUAAUUUGAUGUGCGCUGUGUUUUAUUUGAUAGUAAGGUGUUUGCAGACGACUGGUGCGUUCAGAGACACACAGCUUUAUUUAUGAAGAAGACACAAUGAUACACAGUGUAAUCACUGCUUUGUAAGUAAAAGGCCGCUUGCACAAAAUACCUCUGCUAAAUACCUCCAGCCUGUGUUCAGCACCCCUUAUGUGCAUAUGCGCCAAUCCAACAGUGUAUAAUGCCUUUAUGGUGCAUGUGUCCUAUGAACAACAAAAGUGCAAUGUUUCCAAUCAAGUGCGAUGUGGGGCACCGGUUUCACUGUGCGGUUAAUCGCUCGCCCACUGAAAGCUCCACGGGGUAACGUAAUUUAUGACAAACAAUUUUCAGGAUCUUGCUUUAUUCCCUUUCUCUCUUGCCCACUGCAAACUGUCCGAGAAUCUGUCCCGAUAUCGCUGUAUGCUUAAUUGUGAUUAUUGCACCCACAUCCAAUAUAAGUGCCUACGAUGUUUUGAUUGAUAGUACAGCCUAGAUACUCCACGAGACAUCCCUAGGACGUAAACACGAGUAAAGAGUGAGAUAACAGCCCACACAUGCCUUCCAAUUACAUUCUCAAUAGAGAGCUUUACGAUACGGUAUCCAACAACUACAUGAA
Messenger RNA from Ornithodoros turicata, 2168 nucleotides. RefSeq names its product adenosine receptor A2b-like. Bases 105 to 1247 code for a protein of 380 amino acids. Gene Ontology annotation, cellular component: membrane. The record is from RefSeq and is a predicted model, not a curated record. Gene Ontology annotation, molecular function: G protein-coupled receptor activity. The transcript has 2 exons. Gene Ontology annotation, biological process: G protein-coupled receptor signaling pathway. Lineage: Eukaryota; Metazoa; Arthropoda; Arachnida; Ixodida; Argasidae.